UCCUCUCCGCUCUGCUCCUCUCUCACAGCAGAGCCCGCGUGUGAUUUGACAGUCGCAUCUCUCCGUGCGUCCGCGAGCGCGCGUGUGUAUGUUUACGAUCGUCGUGCUCCACGUGCGGCGUGUUGAUGCGCUCCUCGCGCGCUGUCGGUAACAGAAACCAUGACCGGCGCGCCGCGCGAUCCCUUCUAUUCCUCUCCAUUCGGUCCGUUUUACCGGAGACACGCGCCCUACCCGGUGCAGCCAGAGUACCGGAUGCAUGAGCUCAACAAACGGCUCCAGUCCCGGCCCGAGGACUGUGACAUUCUCUGGUGGGAUUCAUUCUGUACUGAGUUCUUUGAAGAGGAUGCCACAUUAACACUUUCGUUUUGCUUGGAGGAAGGACCCAAGACGUACACCAUUGGCCGCACCCUCAUCCCUCGUUACUUCAGUUCUCUCUUUGAAGGCGGAGUCUAUGAGUUGUUUUUCGAGCUGAAACAAACAAAGGAGUCGUUUAACAACUCAACUAUUACUGUCGACUCUCAUCACUGUACUAUGACAACACAACACGGCAAACCAACGUUCACUAAGGUGUGUACUGAAGGUCGUCUUAUUCUUGUGUUCACCUUUGAUGACCUCAUGAGAAUCAAAACAUGGCACUUUACCAUCACACACUACAGUGAGCUCAUUCCUCGCAGUGUUUUGGCUGUUAAUGCACAAGACCCUGGAGCUGUCGAGCAACUGUCCAAAAACAUCAGUCGAGUGGGACUUACCAACCUCACACUGAACUACCUCAGAUUGUGUGUGAUUCUGGAGCCAAUGCAGGAGUUGAUGUCUAGGCAUAAGACAUACGGACUGAGUCCCAGAGACUGCUUAAAGACCUGCCUUUUUAAUCAGUGGCAGAGAUUGACAACACCACCAGUCGGACCCUCGCCCACCUUCAAGACAGAAGUAUUUCCCACUAAUCCCAAAAAAUCAGAACCAGCCAAACCAGCAGCAAAGAGACGGAGAAGGAGGAACUCAGCUGGUAGCGCAUCUAACAACGGCACAGGAAACAGCAAAAAGCGCAGCCCAGCCAAUAAUAAUAACUUCAGCCUGCCUUCACAGGAUGUGAUGAUGGUAGGGGAGCCCUCUCUUAUGGGAGGGGAGUUGGGUGACGUGGACGAGCGUUUGAUCACACGCCUUGAGAAUGAACAAUUUGACCCUGUCAACGGUCUCCAUGAUGACAGUCUCCAUGACUACACCAACUCACCGACACUUGGAAAUGGGAGCUCCUGGAAUGGGCAGCACCCUGGCAACCAGGACAGUAAGCCUGAUACCAUGGCAACGCAGCAGUUGGAGUAGUGUGAUCUGACAGUGGGUAGCUAUGGCAACAGUGCUGUCAAGGGAUGAGGGUAUUUUGAACUGUAGAGGAGAAAUUGCAGGCGAGAAGGUGUAUGUGUGAGUCCGUUUGAGUGUGUGUGUAUGCUCGGUUGUGUGCAUGCUUGCAUUCAUGUUGGCGUGUGACAUGGUAUUCCGUACUUCAAAUGAACAGCUUUAAUUGUUUUAAGUAUUCCAAAAAAAGGACAGCUAAUUGUUUUGGUGAUCAGGUGGGUAAAGACCCGGUGAUAGCCUUGUAUAUACAGAUCUAUCAAUUCAUUUCAUAUCAGAAUUUUUUCAGCCCUUUUUAAAGCUAAGUGGAUGUCUCAGCUUUGUUCAGUAAUGUACUGUUUGGUUUAGCUUCCAGUUAAUGACAAAACUCCCAUUGUGAACGCUAUAGCGUUUUUUAGCAUAAAGACAAAUAUCAUUAUUGCCCUUAAGUUGAAUGCUUAUUGUAAAACACCUGCAGGUUUGUGUUGUUAGUUGUGUAUUUUAUGUAUGGUUUUCAAAGAUUUGCAUUAAUAAAAUGUGUUUGGUUAUGA
Messenger RNA from Triplophysa rosa, 1877 nucleotides. It is a transcript of the gene ldb2b, whose product is annotated as LIM domain binding 2b. The record is from RefSeq and is a predicted model, not a curated record. Bases 160 to 1320 code for a protein of 386 amino acids. The transcript has 9 exons. Gene Ontology annotation, cellular component: transcription regulator complex; nucleus. NCBI's taxonomy places the organism in Eukaryota, Metazoa, Chordata, Actinopteri, Cypriniformes, Nemacheilidae. Gene Ontology annotation, biological process: positive regulation of transcription by RNA polymerase II; nervous system development; negative regulation of transcription by RNA polymerase II. Gene Ontology annotation, molecular function: LIM domain binding.